Nothobranchius furzeri (turquoise killifish) is the source of this 6936-nucleotide messenger RNA. It is a transcript of the gene c3h3orf18, whose product is annotated as chromosome 3 C3orf18 homolog. NCBI's taxonomy places the organism in Eukaryota, Metazoa, Chordata, Actinopteri, Cyprinodontiformes, Nothobranchiidae. The record is from RefSeq and is a predicted model, not a curated record.
UCCCAAAAGCAGCUUCUGUUGUGUGAAAUACAAGAAAGGCCAAGACAGCGGGAGAGGAUCCAAGCAGGCAGUCAAAGAACUGGAGGGGGAAUAUCUUGGGGGCCACUGGGGUAGGGUUACUUUUGGUUUGUGGAGUUCAUUCUCAGAGAAAGUGACUGUUGUCUCAAUGUAAACAGCCUCUGCAUUUGCUGAAGGGGGAAGCAAGAAGAGGAGGAGCAGGGACACAUGCACUGGAGCAAAUGUUGCCUCUUCCAAUUAUUUUCUUCCUGCCUGUAACUAGCCCGAGCCUGCUGCUCUUAACAUGCAUGUUGUAAGUUAAGGUCUUAAGGGUCAAACUGCUAAUGACGCCUCAGCAGAGGAACCCCGUGUCGAACAUGAGGCGCGCAAAAAUCUAAGCAACAUAUCAGCAUCCGCGAAAAGAUUAAACAAGACACAGUUCACCUGAGGCAAUCACAAAAAAACCAUGGCUGUGAACGCAGCUAAAAUGGCCGCCGGUUUACUUUCCACAACUGCCACAAAAGCCUCCAACACGGACUCUUUCCUUUCAACGGUCCCAGGAGCCACAGACAAUAUCACCUCAAGAACAUUUAUGACAGUUACUAUAGCAACAAAUGAGACCAGCUUCAAUGCCACCGCAUUUCCAGAGGAGGUGAUUGGAGGUUCGAGGGCUGGAAUGCUGCUGGUGCCCUUUGGCAUAAUCAUGGUCAUUGGCUUAGCUGUGGCAAUGAUGCUGUAUAUUCGAAAACGAAAGCGGUUGGAGAAGUUGAGACACCAACUCAUGCCAAUGUAUAACUUCGACCCGGCUGAAGAACAAGACGACCUGCUGGAACAGGAACUACUGGAUCACGGACGAGAAGGCACCCUGGCGGGCCCCAAUGCCAAGUUUUGACAAUGGUUAUAAGCCAAACAUGACUCUCACGACCUCCCAAGGGAUGACGCAGCGACCCAGUCGUCUGGUCUUUACCGAUGUAGCCAAAGCUCUCAAUGCUUAACGACUUCUGGCCAUAUCUAGACAAACUGUUGCUCAGGAAGGGGAAAGAAAGGGAAACAAGGACUGUUAAGUGAAGCUCAGAUAAAUACUUUCAUCCAAGCAGUUACAAUAAAAUAAGUAUGGAAAAAGCAACAGGACGUAUCACAAAUAAUCUUGCACUGCAAUCACUAAGGGCACAAAUAAAGUGUGCGCUUAAAAAAAUUAUAUAAUUGUUGGUAAGUUGUUCAUUAGCUGGUCUGUGACGUCCCUCUGAGUUUCUACAUCUACUUUUAUAAAACAGUCUAUGUAAUAGUGAUUUUGUAGUCCUACAUCAUGCAAGAGACGUGUCACCAAUCUCAAAUUGUGUUUUCCGUUAGUUUUUUUUUAAACCUUUGUAACGUUUCCAUCCGUGUGCAUUAAAAAUGUCAAAGAUGAAACACGUCUUGUUUAAAAGAAAUCUAACACAGGGGUUGGUUGGUGAUAUUUUUAUUGAUAAGCGAUACAGAAGCAAAAGUAACACAAUCACCACAUAAAGAAUCAUGACAAAAUAUAAAUCACAGGUUUGUGAGUUGUAUUAAGGAAGUGGAUGAGGACACAUCAAUAACAUAACUAUAAAAUUGUGUUAAAAGCAAGGCAUAAACGAUGAUUUCUCAAGUUACAAUUCAACUUUUUAAUGGUUGAAUAUAGAUCAAGUACUGUAUGUAACUAUACCACUAGCAGUAAGGUCACAGAACAACAUUGUCCCCAUACAGAGAGUAAAUACCCAAACACAGCUUGUGUGAAAUAACACAUCAACUCAGCUAGAGCCUAGUUAAGAAUAAUCUUUCAGGCUGACUCCCAUAAGUUGAGAUCUGUGGACUACUGCAGAGCUAGUGUGACAGUUAUAUCAAGAUUUCAUGUUCCACAAUGCCCGUGGGCCCCUGAUGGAAACUUAAUCUUGGCCAAAAGUGACCAAAAGUUGGCUGCUUUCAGAGGUAGUCCAGAGGGCAAUUAAAUCAAAUCAAUACAACAUUGAAUAAAUCUGAAAUCUGGUAGCAGUUUAGUCAACAGUGCUGAAAUACAUGAAAUAACUGAAAUACGACAACAUCUAUCAAAUUAGGUAAGACGUAUUUAAAUACAGAGCGAGCAACGGGCGGUUUUCAGGUAAAGAGCCACAUGAAAGUGAGCGCCAACGGAAAAAUGUUUGAACAAGAAACCAAAAUGUUCCUCAUCCAGUGUAUCAGUGGGCUACGACUGUGGAGAUGUAAAUUUGCAUGACAUUUGUAAAUUUUCAUUUGAACUGAUUGGAACUUAUGCCAAUUUUGAACAAAUAAAGACAUUUAUGUAAAUGUAGUGCAACAUUGUUUAUGCAGUUUAGUCACAGAGCAUCUUAAUAAUAUCUGACUGUCUGGACAAUCUGGUGAUUGACAUAUCUUAUAAUUUCUGAGUUACACAAACUAAAGAGGAGUUCGAGACACGCUCCCAGAAUGACUCAGUAAUUUUUUUGGUUUAAAAUUUGUUGCAGUUUUUCCAAAAUGUUCCAAAAAAACAUCCACCAACAAGACAUAAAGGUCCUGUGGGUCUUGUGAGGAACUUGAGAACUCUCGCAAACAUUUCAAGACAAAUCUGAAACUCCAUCGUAAUUACCGUUAGCAGCCCAGUGAGAAACUGGCUUUAGGAAGCUGGUAUUGCAUUAAAGAGCAAGUCACCCCCAAAUCAACUUUUUUUGGCUGAUAAACUAUAAAAAUGAGUGUAUAAAUCGUGCUGCUGACAUGUGUAGACAAUAAUUUUGCACUUUAGUGCAUCUUAGUUAAAAUUUACAUUUUCUGCCUAAAACUGUCAGUCAGUGCGUUUACAUGCAGCCAGUAACCCUUUUAAAACCCGAAUAUUCACAAUAACCCGGUUCCGCAGGUCCAUGUAAACACAGCCAGAAACCCGGAUAUGCUCAUAACCGGGUUUUUAAAAAGCCGGUUACUACACCUGGGGUAACCCUUUUCUAACCUGAAUGUUUGGUCGUGUAAACGCAUACCGGGAUAUCACCAUCAAAGCGUGUGUUCUACGCAUGCUCUGUUUGCAAAGAAUCUUGGUCUUUUGAGUAGCAAGACAUCUUGUACGCGCCAGAACACCGGAAAUAAAUAACAAGUUGGGGGCAAAAUGGCGAGUCGCGGCACAGCACCACACUUUGAGUGACGAGGAAACUAAAGCGCAAACAAACACGGUCGCUAUCUCUUCGAACUGGGAAACAUGUUGUUGUUUUCAUGGAUACCGGAACAAGAAGAACCGGAAAUGACGCCUAUUGCGUCUGGACGUAGUCCAUACGUCCUGACGCUACCCCAACGUCCGCAUUUAAAUCGGGUUAUGCAAGUUAGAGGUAACUCUUUUUAUUAUGCUUGUAAACGGGUUAUUCUGAUCAACUCAGAAACCCGAAUCCCAACCUUAACCCGAUCAUAACCCGGAUAUUGGCUGCAUGUAAACGCACUGACUGUUGUGUCGUCGUCAGGUAAAAACUCUGCACUGCAUUUAAAUGUAAAUCUGCCAUCGCUGUAGGCUCAGAGGUACACUAUGACGUUAGCUGGUACAUUAUGAUGUCACGAUGUUGUUGUGAACCUGUGUGUGUAUUUGUUAGCGGCUCUGCCCUCUCAGUCUGCAAGGCAACAGCAUUUGUUGCAUUUUUCAAACAGGAAGUGGGAGUGGAGUAAGACUGUGGUAGGGGUUCACUUGCUAAGUUUUUCAAGUUUUCAUUUAUGAUUCCAGUCUAAUUAAAUGUUAAAACUUUAUUUUGUAAAAAGAAUGUAUAAAUGUUAAACUUGUGGAGAAUUUGACUAUCAUUUUAGAUGUUUUUAAUAUAAAUUCUUAGUUUCAUUAUGUAUUACAAUGGCCUGCCAUACAGAUUCAGUCAGCAGUGGCAGAAUCAUAUCAAUCAGCUGCUUACGUCUGGUAUUAGCUUGCAUUUUGGGAGAUUUGAUCCCUUGUGGAUCCCUCUGCAGCAGUUUAUAUGGAAGUAACAUGAGCAUCAACCUGCUUCUCAAGUGACCACUUGUGAUUCCCACUUUGUAUGCAAGUACGCAAGCAGCCAGAGCCACAUACAGUCAGCUGUAGUGAACAACAAACAGGAUUCAGUGAUUGGAUCUGAACAUGUCCUCAGACCUGGACUUAGAGACGCUGACCUCUUGGAAGCAUGUUAACAGCGAGUGUAAAUGUGGAAAAACCCUGAAACUGAAACCCUGAGGUCUGAAAAAUAACAUUUGAGAGCUGUUUUGCUGAUUCAUUACCACUAUCAGAUUGACUUUAAACUCUGUGAAAUCAAGAAGAAACAAACAAAACAAAGUUAAAUUCAUAAUAUAUCAGCUCAUGGAAUAUUCUGAUAGUUCCUGCUUAUUUUAUUGGAAACUAAGGUUUACUGUGUGUGCUUUUAGUUAAAACUGGUUUUAACAUGAGAUGAAAACAUGUGAGAUGAAAACUUUUAAAGAGAUAUUAGGACAUUCUAAAGUAGAGUUUGGUGGAACGGCUAAUGAUCUCCUAAUUGUUGUAGAUAGCUCCACAAAUGGCCUCAGUUUGGAGAAAACGAGAUCACAUUUAACAAGGACUGAUUAGAUUACAACAAAUUCAACUGCUGCCACCUUAAAGCAGCUCUGAUAAAAAUUAUAAAUAAAAAUUAAGAGUAGUUCAUGUCAGCACUGUAUGCCCUACAGCUGCUGGUGUGGAUUCACACAGUUAUUUACAUACAGUCCUAUGGUUAUUUGUGAGCACCAAUAGCUAGCUAGUAGUAGCACUUCAAAUGGAGCUUUGGAGAAUUUCUCAAAGAAACAUUAGACCCCUUUCCAGUAUUGAAACUUCUGGGAAAUAGCCCAAUAGAGUCGCUGGGCGGGACUUGUGGUAAACUUACUCACUCGCUCAGCGGGAAAUGAUAUCACAGAUGUCACCAUACUACAGACAUUUGUAAAAUUGGAAGAAUUGUUGGCACAGCUGAAUGGAAGAUGAAGUAAUCAAGCAGCAUGGACGGCUGCUUUAAAAUAGCACAAGAAUGCGUCAGAAAUCCCUCAGCAAUGCCGUAAUUUAUGCUGCUUUGUGGUCACCUACAGAGUGCUGCAAAAACGGUGCUUUAAUUUUUAUUAAUGUAUGGCUAUGGGCAACUUUUGGUGCUGAUCACUGAACACCCACUGCCAAAACGGUUGAUAUGCUGACGUCUUUGCAAAGUGUUAUGUGACACCAACAGAACUUUAGAGGGUUUACAGAUUAAUAAUGUCAUAAAACAUUUAAGUCUGUUUUGGUAGAGGGCUUGCUAAGAUUGGUUAAUGUUAGCCGACUUCCACUGCAGAUCUGUCUAUACUCAUUUUUCCAACUUAACUUGGGGGUAGGGACAAAUAAGUAAAUACUUCUGCCUACUCAUUUUCAAACAAAUAAUGGAAUUAUAUUUUGUAAUGAUACAUGUGUGAAAUGUUUGAAAUAAAAAUGAACUGAACUGAACUUCAAAGUGCCCAAACUAUCCAUUUAAAAGCAAUGUUUUGUGACUGAGCAUUGGUCACUAAUCAUAUUAGGACAUAGCUCUAAAACACUUAACCUGACAAUCAGUUUGUUCCUUUUCUGAUUUGAGGUUGUUAUUUUAAGAUCUCUAAACUCUCCUAAAUACAACUAGACUGAGUGAUGUUUUACUUAUGAGUUUACUUUCUACGAGACAGAAUCAACAACAAGAAACAAGUAUUUUUCAUGCAAUCAUUUUUUUUAAAUGGCUCAAAUGGAAACUGAUGACUUAAAAACAAACAAACAAACAACAAAAAUCAAAUUUAAAAGUAAUAAAACACACAAACGGUUAAGUACAACUGUCUUUUGUUUUUGUAGCAUGUUGGUCAACGUUAGCCAUUAAUCUCAUGUAUUUCAGCACUUUGUGGCCGUUUGCUGCCAUAAAUUUAAGAGUGUCACACAUACAUUUUACAGUGUAAGAAUCAGAAAAUACAUACAUGAUAUAGUAAAAAUAAGAAAAAGAAUAACAAAUCCCAAAAAAUAUAUGUUUUCAUGAAGAUCUAGACCCUAAAAGAUAAUCGUAUCAUCAAGUUGUUGUAACCUAUUGGCUUCCCAGGAGAACAGUCUCGCUUCAGUUGUUAAAAAAAUCAGAUACAGUUAUUUGAAAUAGAUGCUUUAUUUUUACACCUCUACUGGUGUGUAACAUCUCCUCAUGUGUGUUUUUGUAGGCAUGAAGCCCUGAAACCCCUUUAACAAUCUCAUAUGGUUUGUCUGCUAAUGAUCCUGUGCUUGUGUACGUGUGUUUUUUUAUAGUAUCACGUCAGAGAGUGAAAGGGUAACUUCUGAGGGAGAUUUUCUGUGUUUGCGUGUCACUGAGGUAGAAUGAGAGAUCAAGAAAUUGAGGCUGACUGAGGUUUAAAUGAGGUCUUUGAGUCAAGGCAUACUGGUAAUGUCAAAUACAGAUCAGAGUCACACAACAAACACAGCACCACAAUUAUUACUGAGUAGAUAUCAUGUUCCUGAAUCGUUUUGUACCUGAGGUUUCAAAAUGGUGUAAAAGCACGGUUAAAAAGUGAAAUCCUGAGUGUGGUAAAAUGACAUGUCAACAUAGACGAUGACUCAAGUAUGUAUGAAGGUUUUUUUUUCUUCUUUGUCAAAAUGAAAUAUCCACUUUUUUAUUCAGUCACUUUCUGGUUGGAAGGCACAAAGAGAAAAACACAAAUAAAUGUAUUAAAAAUAAUCACUCCAAUUUAGUAGCUCAUGUAGUAUACUGUGAAUAUUUUUCACACUAAAACUGGAUUCAUUUUUAAAUGAACCUUUCAUAAGUUUUUGCUUAUGUCGUUACAUUGGUUAAAAUGUUUGAAAACAUUUGAAACAUGUUAAAAAGAAUCAGUUUGGUUCCUUUGUUGUUGCUGUUUUUGUGUCUUUAACCCCUCUCAUUUUAGCCUACAAAUCCACCACUCCACCUCGCUUUGAAAAACACACUCACACACGCACGUGUACGCACGCACACACACACACACACA